This is a messenger RNA of Erigeron canadensis, 2165 nucleotides long. Its product is annotated as zinc finger CCCH domain-containing protein 67-like. NCBI's taxonomy places the organism in Eukaryota, Viridiplantae, Streptophyta, Magnoliopsida, Asterales, Asteraceae. The coding region runs from base 153 to 1922 and encodes 589 amino acids. The record is from RefSeq and is a predicted model, not a curated record. The transcript has 6 exons. Gene Ontology annotation, molecular function: metal ion binding; mRNA binding.
CUCCCUACACAAACACACGCACUUUGUCCUCAUUCAUUCUCCCCCCUGAAAAAUAUUAAACAACAAACCAACCCUCCAAACCCCUUUUUAUUUCCUCCUGUGAAAAAAAAUUAAAAAUUAAAAAUUGAGAUGUUAGUGUGAAAGUUGCAAAAAUGGAAACCCAUGAAUCAAAAACACAACUCAAAGACUUAAAAUCUGAUAUAUCUAUAAACAACACUGACGAAAUAGUUUCAAUUCUUGCUAAAGAACUUGAAACCCUAAUUCUUUCUUGCAACAAAAACAAUGAGGACUCUGAUCAGGAUAUUGUGAAGCCUAAAGAUGAAAUUGGCGAUGUGGGUAUUGAUCUAAAGCAGGUUUUAGAAGAUGGGUUGGAAAAAAGUAAGGAUUUUGAUGAAGAAAAAAUAGUCGGUGAAGUUAGGGUUUUUGAUGAAGAAAAAGUAGUAAAUGAGGUUAGGGUUUCUGAAGAAGAAAAAGAUGUUGGUGAAAUUAGGGUUUUAGAGGAUUUUGGGGGAAAAGAUGAGAGUGAGAAUGUGGGUGUUGAUUUGAGUAGUGGAGUCAGGUUUUUGGAGAAGAAUGGUGGUGGUGGUGGUGGUGAAGAAUGGGGGAAUGAUGAGUAUUAUGAUGGAUGGGGGGAUGAAGAUGAUGACAAAAAUAGAAAUGAUGGUGAAAUUAGGGUUUUUGAUGGUAGGAAUGAUGGUGAAAUGAGGGUUUAUGAUGAUGAUAACUUUGGGGAAAAACAUGUGCUUGAUAGUCUAGAAAAUAGUUAUUGUCAUGAGGAUGAUAAGUAUAAUUAUAAUGGUGGUGGUGCUGAUAGAGAGUUUGGAAAUUAUGAGAGUGAAAAUGGUGGUGGUGGUGGUGGUGGUGGAUCGGUGAGUGUUUAUCCGGAUGAUGGGAGGAUGAAAAGUUAUCAUUAUCCGUUGAGGCCGGACGCUGAGGAUUGUUCAUAUUAUGUGCGAACGGGGAUGUGUAAGUUUGGAUCGAAUUGCAAGUUUAAUCAUCCUUUGAAAAAGAGGAAUCAGCCAACCAAGGAGACUAGGAAACCAAGGGAAGAAAACAUGGAGAGGCCUGGGCAGCAGAUUGAGUGCAAGUUUUAUUUAUCAUCUGGAGGUUGCAAGUAUGGAAAAGCUUGCAAGUUCAGUCAUACCAAAGGAAAAACUGUUACAACUCCAGUGGUCGAGUACAACUUUCUAGGCCUGCCAAUCCGACCGGGAGAGAAAGAGUGUCCUUACUACAUGCGUAAUGGCUCCUGCAAAUACGGGCCAAACUGUAGGUUUAAUCAUCCCGAUCCUACUGCAGUAGGAGGAACUGAUGCUCCUGCCGCAUAUGGGAAUGAUGGCCCUGCUCCAUUACCAACCGCACCCCAAGCAAAUAUGCCCUCCUGGUCAGCUCCAAGAACUCCAGAGCCCACUGCUGCCUUUGUACCGAUGAUGUACUCACCUACUCGGAACAUGCCCCCUCCUAAUCAAGAUUGGAAUAAUUAUCAGGCUCCUGUUCCCACACCUGCUCACGUGUACCCAAGUUCAGAACGCGGCCUACCUAUUCCACCAGCUUUCUUCCUCAACAAUGCACCAAAUGAUAACAUGUACUCACAUCAUCAACAGCAGAUGCAAGUUUCAGAUUAUCCCGAAAGGCCUGGACAGCCAGAUUGCAGUUACUUUAUGAAAACUGGAGACUGCAAAUACAAAGCAACCUGCAAGUUUCAUCAUCCUAAGAGUCGCACUAACAAAGCUUCCCCAUCUGUUCUGAGUGACAAAGGCUUGCCUUUAAGACCUGAUCAGAGUAUCUGCUCGCACUACAGUCGGUAUGGCAUAUGCAAAUAUGGGCCUGCUUGUAAAUAUGAUCAUCCAGUAAAUUAUAGCAACUCAACGCCUGCAGGACAAGGAUAUCGAUCUGAUGGGUCUUUUAUGCAACAGUCUGUGUAAUCAAGUGGUGCUUAUCCCAUCCUCGAAUACAAGUUUAAUUUUACAUGUUUUUGGACUAACCAAAUCUUUGAAUUUCUCUGGGUAUUUAGAAAACGUUGAAUGAUAUCAGAAUAUGUUUAAAUUAUCUUCAAAGUCUUCUGGUCUGAUGUAGUUUAUGCUUUGUUUUAGCGACGGUUGUUGCGUCAUGAGCUAUUGGGCUCUGCCCACUCAAACUAUUUUCAAUUAAAGAUGGGCUUUUGGUUU